Molecule: messenger RNA, 2223 nt
Organism: Lobosporangium transversale
Lineage: Eukaryota; Fungi; Mortierellomycota; Mortierellomycetes; Mortierellales; Mortierellaceae
Exons: 3
Coding region: 1-2223 (740 amino acids)
Source: RefSeq, a predicted model, not a curated record
AUGGAAACCAAAAAGCGGCCCAACGAAGAUACUCUUGAGUCUAGGGUUGAAUCAUCUGCAGGGCAUGCAUCCGAAACUAGCCUAGCACCGAUGGACAUUGAAAUGACCAAGGCAGAUUCUCCCCAAACCGUUGUGACUGAAUCGAAUAAAGCGAUUUCAGCUGGUGAUUCUAAUAAAAGGUACAAGCCCACAAAAGAGAGCGAAAAAUCUGGGACUGAUUACUCUUCUGUAUCAACAGAUUUGGCUGAUCCUUCUACUGAGACUAAGGCUCUGGCAGAUUGGGUUGAGAAGAUGGAUGAGGAUGACAAGGCUAAAGGUGGAAUGACUGAAGCCUCUUUGGUCGAUAAAGCGUCAACAAUGAACGAAGACAAACUUCCUGGAUUUAAUUCCACCAAGGUAGAUCCUUCAUCUAAAGAAAUCGACAAAGACUCCAUGUCUUCGAAACCCAAAGCUAUUGCAGAUGAAAGUUCCGAUCGGACUUUAGAAAACAUCGGCAAGGAGUCCGUUGUAGGAUUAUCCGAUUCUAUUCUUGCAGUCGGGUCUCUGUCAGAGCCACUUGUCAGUACGCUGGAAACGUUGGAGAAUGAGGAACAGGCCUCAAUCAAUAAUACAAAGCAAUCUCCAGUGCAGGAGGCAGAUGAUACGAAUACCCACCCUCAGUCCCCUUCAACUACAGUAGACACUAAAAUGGACACAGAUACCAGAAUUAGUGAACCAAUGAACCAUAACUUUACGAAUCAGGCGGUGGACGACACAGUAGAGUGUGAGGGAACUGCGAGUAAGAAAGAGCAAUCCCACCCAUAUCCUGAUACUGCAGGACAGCAUCAGAAUAUUAAUAAUGAUGAUAAUAGCAACAAUAACAUUAAUGGCAACCUUCAACAGUCUGAGCCUGACAGAAGCGCAUCAGUAAAGAUUUCCGAUAUAUUUGUUAAGGAGGGCUCUACUAUAGAGGCAUCCCAAGCUGCCAGUGCUAUUGAAUCAGUCAAUGGUGCUUUGGAAAAAAAUAGCGAUGGGCUUUGGCAUAGUUCGCGAGAAGCUGACACGAUGGCUGUACAAGCAAAGCCCCUGUCAGAGUCAAAGGAGACCAGACCUGAACCAGAAGAGAAGGAGUCAUCAUAUCCUAUCAACCGUCCGACUCAACAACCGACACUAUCUUCUGCUUCUCAUCCUCCAGGUACUCAAGCUGCAUCGUCCAAUCCGGACGUUAGGGGCAAUAGCUUGCCUCCUAUCAGCUCACUCUCUGCUUCACAAGAUGUGCCAGCUUCUUCACAGCCAUUACAGACUACUACUAGGCCAUCACGGAGUUCCAUGUCUGUUUCCGCACUUUUGCUCAAUAACGAUGACGUUCAGGAGCAAGAACAGGACCAUGGUAGGCGUAACUCAAAAAACAUUUUUGAUCCAUUUGGUGCAUCUGAUUCCGCUUCCAAGGCUUCUUCACCAUCACCAGUUCCAGUAAAACCGUUGCAUCCUACUUCCUCACAGACUAUGACAUCGUCUCAACCGCUUUCGCAGCUGUCUAAAGCACCCUUAACUCCACAUCAGUCUUCGCCAACUUCGCCACGUUUGUCAAGUAGUGCUGCUGCCUCUGCACGCGCCCAAGAUUCUAUGGAGGUAGCACCUAUACAUCAAAGCAGUAGUGAAUAUGGACGAGAUAAUUUACCAAGUGGGCGUAAUUAUGAUUCAGCGCUACAACCUCAUCCAACGUCUAAAGGUCUCACCAAUAGAGACUAUGCUUCAGAUGAGAUUGUAGAAUCGGGAGGGAUGGGAGGGUAUGCAAACCAGCGCCAUCGUCUUUCAUCACCAGUAGGUGUUCGGCCUCUACAGGAGCCAGUCAGUGGAUCUGCUACUACAGGUUCGGGUCAUCAGAAUAAUAAAUUACCAGGACUCGGAAGCAUAGCAAGCGUAACGCCUGCACAUGCACAUGAUCCCCAUUUUCAUUCUGGAGGCUACAGGAACGAUAACUCGCAUGUCUCUAUAAGUAGCAGUCGAACUAGAUCGUUUUCUCCUAACCAGCACACACAUUCUUCUGGAGCAAAUGGCCCUGCACACUAUUCUGGUACCACAGGGCAUAUUAGUUACUCAGGACUGUCUCAAACGUCACCGUCGUCUGCCAUGCUAGUAGGAGCUGGAUCUGCAAACCAUCAUCCGAGGUUGAUUGUCAAGAAUGAUCCAAAUUUGAAAAUGGAAGGACGACCAGAGCAAUUUUUAGGUGAGAGCAGUUAA